Molecule: messenger RNA, 1754 nt
Organism: Pseudonaja textilis
Lineage: Eukaryota; Metazoa; Chordata; Lepidosauria; Squamata; Elapidae
Gene: ANTXR1
Product: ANTXR cell adhesion molecule 1
Cellular component (GO): cell surface; plasma membrane
Molecular function (GO): transmembrane signaling receptor activity
Source: RefSeq, a predicted model, not a curated record
UCGGCUGAAGGCGCUGGGCAAGGCGAGCGCGCGUCCGGGGCCCCUGGGAUCCGCCGGCCAUGGCUCUCGCCGAGCAGAAGCCGCGGCUCCUCCGGGGCUCGCGCUGGCUCUUCCUGGCCGCCCUGGUGGCCACCUGCGACGGCCGAGGCGGGCAGAGAGAGGACGGCGGCGCCGCCUGCUACGGGGGCUUCGACCUCUACUUCGUCCUGGACAAAUCAGGAAGUGUCCUACAUCACUGGAGUGAAAUCUAUUACUUUGUGGAACAUCUGGCUCACAAAUUUAUAAGCCCCCAGUUGAGAAUGUCCUUCAUUGUCUUCUCCAAUCAAGGCUCAACCCUCAUGGACCUGACCGAAGACAGGGAAAAAAUCCGUCAAGGGUUAGAUGAGCUUCAGAAGGUCCUGCCUGGAGGGGACACCUACAUGCACGAAGGAUUUGAAAGGGCCAGCGAGCAAAUUUACCACGAAAAUGUUCAAGGUUAUAGGACCGCCAGUGUCAUUAUUGCCUUGACGGACGGAGAACUUCAUGAAGACCUUUUCUUCUAUUCUGAACAAGAGGCCAACCGGUCCCGUGAGCUGGGAGCAACGGUGUAUUGUGUUGGUGUGAAGGACUUCAAUGAAACUCAGUUGGCUCGGAUCGCUGACAGCAAGGAUCACGUCUUCCCUGUGAAUGAUGGUUUCGAAGCGCUCCAGGGAAUCAUAGACUCCAUUCUGAAGAAAUCUUGCAUUGAAAUCCUUGCUGCAAAACCUUCCAGCAUUUGUGCAGGCGAGUCCUUCCAAGUUGUGGUGACAGGAAAUGGCUUCCGACAUGCCCGGAAUGUGGAUCGAGUCCUUUGCAGCUUCAGGAUCAACGAGACAGUCACCCUCAAUGAGAAACCCUUCGUAGUGGAGGACACAUACUUACUCUGCCCGGCGCCUGUCUUGCAAGAAGUUGGCAUGGAAGCUGCCCUUCAAGUGAGCAUGAACGAUGGUCUCAGUUUCAUCUCCAGCUCUGUCAUCAUCUCCAGCACACACUGCUCUGACGGGACCAUCCUGGCAAUUAUCUUGCUGAUCCUCUUCAUUCUCUUGGCUCUGGCUCUUCUCUGGUGGUUCUGGCCCCUUUGCUGCACUGUGAUUAUUAAAGAGCCUCCGCCGCCCCCGAUGGAAGACAGCGAGGAGGAGGAUGAUGAUGGACUUCCCAAAAAGAAGUGGCCAACAGUGGAUGCUUCCUAUUAUGGCGGGCGUGGAGUUGGAGGCAUUAAGCGGAUGGAGGUCCGUUGGGGAGAAAAGGGAUCGACCGAAGAAGGGGCGAAGCUGGAGAAGGCCAAGAACGCCCGCAUCAAGAUGCCAGAAGAAGAGUACGAAUUCCCGGAGCCAAGGAGUCUCGGAAGCAGCAACCGCAGGUCCUCCUCACCCCAGAAGUGGUACUCGCCAAUCAAGGGAAAGCUGGAUGCCCUCUGGGUUCUUCUGAGGAAAGGCUACGACCGGGUGUCCGUCAUGCGACCACAGCCAGGAGACAAGGGUCGCUGCAUUAACUUCACUCGAGUGAAGACCUCCCAGGCGCCCCCCAGAUACCCCCUCAACAACUCCUACCACCCUCCAUCCCCGCCCCCAGCCCCUGCUUACAACCCUCCCCCGCUUGCCCCCAUCUACACCCCGCCGUCCCCAAGCUCCCCCACCCCUUCCCCCCCUUCCACACUGCUUCCGCCUCCUCCUCAUGCUCCUCCCCCCAACCGGGCUCCUCCCCCUUCCCGCCCCCCUCCCCGCCCUUCCGUCUAA